Molecule: messenger RNA, 2604 nt
Organism: Microsporum canis CBS 113480
Lineage: Eukaryota; Fungi; Ascomycota; Eurotiomycetes; Onygenales; Arthrodermataceae
Exons: 3
Coding region: 1-2604 (867 amino acids)
Biological process (GO): regulation of mRNA 3'-end processing; transcription antitermination; transcription elongation by RNA polymerase I
Cellular component (GO): nucleus
Molecular function (GO): RNA polymerase II transcription regulatory region sequence-specific DNA binding
Source: RefSeq, a predicted model, not a curated record
AUGGCUGUUUGUCCGGGGGCCAUGGUGAUGGCCCUGUCACUGAGAGUGACGAAGAGGCGACACUGUUAUGAAACUGGAACUAACAUGGUGAUAGAUGAACCUCGCCGCUCCGGACGGGCGACCAAAGGCCAACACAAGAACCUCGAUAUCGAUCCUCCACAAAAUAAACGGAAGAGCAAGGGCCAAGGGAAAGGCCAGAAGCAGAGUUCGAACGAACCUACACCACCGGUGUUAAACGAAGAAGAUGAAAUAAUCCGGUGCAUCUGCGGCGAGUACGAGGAGGAAGAAGAUGUUGAACGGGAUAUGAUAUGCUGUGAUAAAUGUGCUGCCUGGCAACAUAAUGACUGCAUGGGACUUGUUUUCCCAAAGGGAGAGGAACCUGCAGAAUAUUUUUGUGAGAGGUGCAAGCCUGAGAAUCAUCAGGAAUUAUUGGACAAGAUAAGCAGGGGAGAAAAGCCAUGGGAAGAAGCUGCCGUGAAAAGAGCGCGAGAGGCAGAGGAGAGAAAAACUCGUAAAAAGAAGGGCGGCAAACGGGGGAAGAAGGCUAGGCAGAGUGAUGUUAAGUCGGAGCACGGUGAUGCCCCAGCAGCACCCAAGGGCGAUAAGCGAUCUCCUCCGAUGCAGCAUAACAUUGCCGUGGCUGUUUCUCCUCACUACGAGGACAGCAAUGCUCAGAAACGAAAACAUGAGGAACAUGGGGAUGGUGUUUCUCGCGAACCGGCUCCCAAACAGAAACUACAAAAGCUGUCCACAAGUUUGCCAGCUUCUCCCCAGGAUGCUCGAAACUCGCCUGUGCAAGGUAGAAAGCAGAGCGCCGCUAGUCCAAUGACGCCAAGUCAAGAUAUCAAAUUGAAAUCCCGUUCCGGAUCUACAGCGGGCGUGGACCACCUUAUAGUAGCCAGAAGAAGUGCUGCAACUGCCUUGGCCAAGUUGGUCACAGAAAUUGCUGCAUCGGCGGUUGCUGAGGGCACAUUCACUAUCCCUCCAGGCAAGACAAAAGAAGGCGUUGGUGAGAGUCUCGGGGAGGAUAUAGAAAACUGCAUGUAUAAGAAUCUUUGUGGAUCUUCCGGGGAGCCUAAUGAUGCCUAUAAAACCCAACUGCGGACCAUCCUAUUCAAUGUAAGGAAAAAUCCUUCGUUACGUGAUAGCCUGCUUGUAGGCCGUACAACGCCCGAUUCUAUAUCAACAAUGAGCACACAGAACAUGGCGAGCCAAGAGCUCCGUGAGAAAGAUGAGGAGAUAAAAAGGGAGGCUGAGAGGCAACACACGAUUAUCCAGGAACAGGGACCUCGGAUUAGACGUACUCAUAAGGGAGAGGAGCUGGUAGAGGCUGAUCCGCAAACCGUUGGGACUGAAUCCGUGUUCUCUACUGCUCCGGCUCGUCGAGAUACUGGCACUGAGAGCGAAGUUCAACCGACUAUGAGCCCACGACAUGUCAGCCCUACUUCACCACAUGGUCAGCGAUACUCGGACGGAACUUCUCGAGAAACGAUUGGAUCCUCUGGCGCUGACCCUAAUCGCCGGACCUCAUCCAACUUCAAUAUUGAGAAUGUUUGGUCGAGCGUUCACUCCCCUGGCGCGUCUCAUCCAGAACAGCAGUUUGGCUCUGCAUCCUCAUUCAAUGAGCCUCCGCCUAUCAUUAACAAAGUCCAGGAGGAUGCAGAUAUAGAUAACCUUUUAAAAGAUGAAGUCGACUCCCCGCCCUACUCGCCCAAGGACGUUCAGGGGGACGGGGACAUCUGGCAUGGUGCUGUGUCUAUGAGUUCUGUGGCUGACUUUUAUACCGCUGGUAAACAUGUUGGCGGUGCUGACCUCAGCUCAAGAAUCCCUUGGUCACAGCUUGUUCCUCCAACUAUAACAGUCGAUGGGCGAAUUGAUAUCCAACUGGCUAGUAAUUACCUCUGUGGGCUGAGAUAUAGCCAUACCACAGAUAUUUCUGUAGUUGCUCUCGGGCAACCUCAUGCAGCGAAUGACGUCGCACAGUUCAACAGGUUGUUCGAUUAUUUCAUGGACCGCAAAAGAUAUGGAGUGAUUGGGAAGCAUCCUCUUUCCGCCGUCAAGGAUGCCUAUCUUGUUCCAGUAGAGGCUGGACAUAGCAAGAAGCCCGAUUUUAUCGAGCUCCUCGAGAACAAUCAAGUCGAGGACCCGACGCCAACUCGACUACUGCUAUUUGUUCUCGUUGUGAAAACUAACAAUAGCCAUUCUACUCCAUCGCUUACUACACCUCAGGCUCCAUCCCGCAAUGCCGCCAGUCCUUUACCUACGGAAAAUGAAUACAACCCGAUCGAUCCUGCAGGGUUAGGCCUGGCUCAAGGGAAAGUCUCUAUUCCAGAGACUAAUGCCCAACAGGCACAGUUCAACAACGGUCAGACUUAUAUCUAUCCACCUUUGCAGGACAUAACUGGUCAACAAGCAGCCAUCCAAGUGCUGGGGCCGCUAGCCUCGGCUCCUGCCAUCCAGGAACUGUUGCGAAAUAUUCCACAUGCAACCAUCGAGCAGCUCAAUGUCAUUGCUGACAUUCUUAGGAAGAAUCCUCCUGCUGCCAAUAGCUAUCAGCUUUUGAUGGGCGCGGUUAUGCAAAAGAACGGCGCACAACCGGCCUAA